GGGGAAGGGGGUGAUGAGAAGGUUGGAGAGGAUGGGGUUGUAUGUGUAGUGGGGGGUUAAGGAGAGGAGGAAUGAGCAGGGGGAUUUGAGGAUGUGGAUGGUUUGUUAAGUGGAUGAGAGUAUUGGAGAGUUUGGGUAGUUGUUUGUUUGAGUUUUAGUUUAGUGAGGAUUGGGAUGGUAGAGCAUUAUUUUAGAAAGAUUCUUGACAAUAUUGUAACAUUGGAUACCAAAGUUGUUCAUUGAUGUACAAAGGAAUUUCUCCAGAAGAGUUCAUUAAAAGACAAAGAACUAAGAAGAGAAAUUCAAAAUUUGCCAAGGAUUUUUUCACUGAAUAUGAUUUUAGUGAGAGCAUGCUCCAGGCCAUUGAACAAGGGACUGCUAACUACUUAAAGCUGACCAGAAGAAUACAGAAAAUAGCUGAGGAGCUGGUCCCCUUAAGAAACAAGCUGUUAAAUACUUUGAAAAGCGUUCAUGAUGAGAUAGUGAGCAAAGACUGGCCUCUUAAAUUCGCCAAGAAAGACUUAGCUAAUAUGGGAGAACUCAUUGAAAGACUAAAGCAGUCAGAGUUCUUGUCUGCUCACAAAGCAUGGGAAUCCCACUAAAAAUUCAUAAGAAAGAACUCUACGAAGGAGGAGAACUUAGUGAUGAAAGCCCUGAAGAAAAUAAAGAAUA
Moneuplotes crassus is the source of this 672-nucleotide messenger RNA. NCBI's taxonomy places the organism in Eukaryota, Ciliophora, Spirotrichea, Euplotida, Euplotidae. The record is from the annotation of a GenBank genome assembly.